AUGCUCUACCCCAUGGCGUUCAGCAAGAAGGAGGCCCAGGUGUGCGCGCGCUACUCCUUCGUGUGCGAGACCGGCGACACCGCGUGCACCCCUGCCGAGCAGAAGAGCCGCGCAAGGCGCUGGAGCUACGUGCCCCUCGCCAAGUCCACCUGCGACACGCUGGGGAAGGUGCCAGGCAUCAAGAACCUGCUGUGCUGUGCUACCGACAAGUGCAACAAGCCCGACCCCAAGUUGGACCCAGCCACCAAGGUCUCGAACGUCCUUAUCGGGCGCUGA
Messenger RNA from Monoraphidium neglectum, 276 nucleotides. RefSeq lists its product as hypothetical. The transcript has 2 exons. The coding region runs from base 1 to 276 and encodes 91 amino acids. The record is from RefSeq and is a predicted model, not a curated record. NCBI's taxonomy places the organism in Eukaryota, Viridiplantae, Chlorophyta, Chlorophyceae, Sphaeropleales, Selenastraceae.